AUGCUAUCAUUUGAGACCUGGAAGGGCAUCAUGGUAGUGGUUUCUCACGACCAAGCCUUUCUCAAUGCCAUCGCAACGGACAUAAUCCAUCUCGUUGCGAAUCGUCUGGACGCCUACCGUGGCGACUACGACGCCUUCGUGAAGGCUCGUGAGGAGAGGCUGCUUAAUGAGGAGCGCGAGUACCUGGCACAGAAGGCUGAACGCGACCACAUCCAG
Messenger RNA from Hydatigera taeniaeformis, 216 nucleotides. The record is from the annotation of a GenBank genome assembly. Lineage: Eukaryota; Metazoa; Platyhelminthes; Cestoda; Cyclophyllidea; Taeniidae.